AUGAAGAUGACUGAUCAAGACCACAGGUGGAUGACGACCAUGAAGAUGACUGAUCAAGACCACAGGUGGAUGACGACCAUGAAGAUGACUGAUCAAGACCACAGGUGGAUGACUACCAUGAAGAUGACUGAUCAAGACCACAGGUGGAUGACGACCAUGGAGAUGACUGAUCAAGACCACAGGUGGAUGACGACCAUGAAGAUGACUGAUCAAGACCACAGGUGGAUGACGACCAAGAAGAUGACUGAUCAAGACCUCAGGUGGAUGACUACCAUGAAGAUGACUGAUCAAGACCACAGGUGGAUGACUACCAUGAAGAUGACUGAUCAAGACCACAGGUGGAUGACGACCAUGAAGAUGACUGAUCAAGACCACAGGUGGAUGACGACCAUGAAGAUGACUGAUCAAGACCACAGGUGGAUGACUACCAUGAAGAUGACUGAUCAAGACCACAGGUGGAUGACGACCAUGAAGAUGACUGAUCAAGACCACAGGUGGAUGACUACCAUGAAGAUGACUGAUCAAGACCACAGGUGGAGGGCGACCAUGGUGGAGACUUUUUAUGAUUAUAAGCCACAACCUUUGAUAACUAAAUAG
Procambarus clarkii (red swamp crayfish) is the source of this 597-nucleotide messenger RNA. Lineage: Eukaryota; Metazoa; Arthropoda; Malacostraca; Decapoda; Cambaridae. The record is from RefSeq and is a predicted model, not a curated record.